Molecule: messenger RNA, 3081 nt
Organism: Morchella importuna
Lineage: Eukaryota; Fungi; Ascomycota; Pezizomycetes; Pezizales; Morchellaceae
Exons: 6
Coding region: 1-3081 (1026 amino acids)
Biological process (GO): intracellular transport
Cellular component (GO): nuclear pore
Source: RefSeq, a predicted model, not a curated record
AUGUCUAAAAGGCGGUCGGACACACAGCUGACGAAGGACGACUACGAGCAGCAGGGUUUUAGUUAUCAAGGAAAUCACGAUACGGAAAACGAUAGAGACGCCGUUGAUCCUACAAAAAUGGCUGAUAGCAAGAUUAUGAGUGGCAGAAAGAUCGCACCUCUGAAGAAGGGACGUGGCCGCGGGGGAGCGGCGGGCGGCAGCUCAAGAGGCGGUUCUAGCAUACCUAACUUCUUUGCGGCGACACCAACAGGGGGAUUCGGCACAAAUGGUGCAUCACAACCUGAGGCAGGAUUCUCUGGAUUCGGGACACCUCAGAGUGCCGCGCCAGCGACUCCAACUUUCGGGGGAACCGCGACAGGGGGUUUCAACUUCGGCGCUAAUAGCCCUGCGCCGGAGCCGCCCAAGGUAAACCCGUUCGCAUCAUUGGCACCAUCAAGCACGAAUGGCGGGUUUGGUACCCCUCAGCUUGGAGGGCUGUUUGGAGGUUCGACACCACAAAGCUCGUCAACUGGUGGGAUGUUUGGGAAUAAUAACAACAAUAACGGUAAUGCCUCUCCCGCGCCUGCGUCUACCGGGUUCACGUUUGGCAACAACGCAGCUCCUGCGCAACCAGCGACAGGUUUCAACAAGACUCCAGCAUUCACUUUUGGUAGUAAUAGUGCGGCUGCGCCAAUGUUCGGCGGCGGCGAUAACAAGCCAGCUACAUCUACGUCCGCUUCCUUUACAUUCGGAGCCAACAAUGGCGCUCCUGCUGUGGUUACACCUCCGGCAACCUCCUCAUUCAACUUCGGCGGCUCUACAGCUACCGCAUCCGGGCAGCCCUCUGGUGGCUACUUUGGUAAUAAUAGCUUUGCGCCCGAGAAGACCCCUGAGCCUCAGGCUACACCGGCUGCCGCGCCAGCACCUACCUUCACAUUUGGCGCGGCCACUCCACAAACAGGGACUCCUAGCACCCUUUUUGGAAAGCCGGCGGAUUCACAGGGUAAAUCGUUGUUCGCUAAACCUACUGAGCAACAGGGUUCAAGCUUGUUUGGACGACCCUCGCAUUCUCCGGAGCCUGUUUCGGGAAACUUGUUUAAACCUUCACCCAGCCCAGAACCCUCUAAUAACCUUUUUGGAUCUCCGGUGCCAACCCCAACCACCAGCAGCUUCUUUGGUCAGCCCAAAGAACAAGAGCAAAGCAAACCGUCAUUCGGUGGAUUCGGGGAUAAAGUACCGGCAACGCCAAAGAAUGACCCGCCCAAGGCGCUGUUUGGCUUCGGCAUAGAGUCUAACACUCCUCAGCAAGAGCCACCAAAAUCACCAUUCGGUGGCUUCGGAGAUAAUAAGGCUGAACCUCCUAAAUCGCCAUUUUUUGGCGGAUUUGGGACUCCGAGCGAAAAGAAGGAUGAACCGAGUAAGCCGCUCUUUGGCUUUGGACCUCCUACUGAAAACAAGCUAGAAACACCUAAGGCUCAAUCACCGUUCUUCGGUGCUCCUUCUACCCCCAGUGUCGAAAUUAACGAUGACAUCAUGGCUGAUAACUCACCACCAAAAUCACCGAGUGUUUUUAACCAGCCAAUUAAUAGCCCUAGUCCUUUUACUGGAUUUGGGUCACCUAAGCUCGCGGCAGCGCCGCCAAAAGAGUCUAUACCCCCCCUGCUAUGUUUACUCCUACAAACACCAUCACCUCCGCUCCCAUCUGACUCUACUUCAUGGACAACAACACAGCUUAAUGAAUACUACAAUUUGUUUGCUUUGCGUGCGUUGAACCACAGCUUUUUGGAAGGCCUUAAAAAAGCAGACCAAAUGGGUGACUGGAGUGUUUCUUGCGAAAUAUACAUCAAAGAGUCUAAAAAAAUUAAGGAAUGUCAACAAAAUGGGGAGCGCUAUAAGGGCGCCAGUGUUGAACCGAAAUUGGGCUCGGGUGUCACUGCCAAGAGAAUUAACACCCACGAUGACGAGAUUCAAGGUGGUGGUGGCAAGAGAUCUAAGGGCAACAGUGAAGACUCGAAAUUUUCAGGAUCUGAUUCCUCAAAGGCCCUCGCAUCAGUUCUUGGCGGUGGUAGCAGCAGCACUUCUGGAACAGACGCCUACAAACUUGCCAGUAAACCAACCCAUGGAUUUGUUCCUCCAUCUGCGUCGACGCCUGUCACACCAUCUGGCGUGAAGCUUGCUUCGACCCCAUUAUUUAGCUUCAAACCCCCUGCCCCCAUGUCCGAAAAGAAAGACCAAGAAGAGAAGAAGAAUGAGGACAAGCCUGAGGGUUCUCCGUCUGCGAAGGACAGCAGUGUUCUUCAUUCUCCCAACGUCUCUAAAAACAGUGGUGGAUUUGUAAACCCAUUUUCAUCACAGGUUCCUGGUCCCUUGGAAAAGGACGAAGGUGAUGACGAUGAUGAUACACCAGCUGCCCCAUCACCUUCGGGCAGUCUGUUUGGUCGCGUUAGUGAACCGAAGAAAGAAUCCACCGGGUCAAUCUUCUCAAACAACAAUGCUGGCUCUGGUAGUGGUCUCUUUGGAUCUGCCACAUCUAGUUCUGCGCCCUCUCCGAAUGCAUCAGGAAAUUCAUCGAUCUUUGGUACCCCCGGGGUAAAAGAAACCGGUUUCUCCUUUGGUGGUACCGGCCCAAGCACUCCUAUUGUGCCCCCUUCAGGCCCUCUCACCCCAAAAGACGAUGAUGACAACAAUUCUGAACCUAACGAUAAUGCCCAUCUUUCCAAGGGUGAUAUCGAUCUGUCUAAGCAAGGCCCCGGCGAAGAAGAUGAAGAUUCGAAAUUCGAAGUCCGAGCCAUCGUCUAUGAAUAUACCGAAAACCAGCAAGAAAAGCCAAUCAAGAGAGGUGUCGGACAGUUAAGAGUCCUCAAGAACCGUAUCAAUGGAAAAGCAAGGGUGCUUGCACGCACAGAGGUUGGGAAAGUCGUACUCAAUGUGGGAUUGGUUGAGGGUAUCACAUAUACACCAGCCAGCGGUAGGGGUUUGAAGACCGUUUCCGUGGUGGAGUUUCUCCCCGACAGUGGCCGUAAGAGGUACUCCGUAAGGGUAAAAGAAGAGGCAGAUGCAAGGAAAUUGGGAGAAGCGAUGGAUUUGGCCAAGAUGUCAUAG